Daphnia pulicaria is the source of this 1042-nucleotide messenger RNA. RefSeq names its product ras-related protein Rab-21-like. NCBI's taxonomy places the organism in Eukaryota, Metazoa, Arthropoda, Branchiopoda, Diplostraca, Daphniidae. The transcript is spliced from 6 exons. Bases 83 to 721 code for a protein of 212 amino acids. Gene Ontology annotation, molecular function: GTP binding; GTPase activity. Gene Ontology annotation, biological process: Rab protein signal transduction. The record is from RefSeq and is a predicted model, not a curated record.
GGAUAGCAGACCACUUUCUGUAAUUAAUCGUGAUUGAGCAAGGAAAUCCUGUUACCAGCUAAUUUCAUGAAAGGUUUUAAAUAUGUCGAGUAACUUCCGUUCAAACCUUGGUCAAUUACAUUUUAAAAUUGUACUUCUCGGUGAAGGUUGCGUCGGCAAAACUUCUCUCGUCCUCAGAUAUGUCGAAGAUAAGUUUCACGAAAAACAUUUCUCAACAAUUCAAGCCUCCUUCUUGACUAAAAAAAUUAACCUGGAAGGACAAAGAGUGACUCUGGCCAUUUGGGAUACAGCUGGUCAAGAAAGAUUUCAUGCAUUGGGACCCAUUUACUACAGAGAUUCUCAUGCUGCCAUCCUUGUUUAUGACAUCACUGACCAAGAUUCCUUUGUAAAGGUUCAAAACUGGGUCAAAGAACUGAGAAGGAUUCUAGGAGACAAAGUAGUUUUGGCAAUUGUUGGAAACAAAAUAGACUUGGAUAAGGAAAGAAAUGUUCCAGCAGAAGAAGCCUUAGAGUAUUCCAAAUCGGUUGGUGCUACACAUUACCAGACUUCGGCCAAGACGAAUCGAGGCAUUGAAGAAUUAUUCUUGGACGUAACUCAGCAGCUUUUGAGGAUGGCAGAGAGUCAGAAUGAACUCAAUAGUUCAACAAACUUGACUAGUAAUCGCAAUCCAGAAGUGGUUAUUGUUGACGAUAGUCUCGCCCCCAAAAAAUCUUGUUGCUAGUAUCGUUUUAUUCCUCUAUCUCUCUCUCACACACGCUUCUACUUAUUAUUAAAUGAACGUUUCCUUGUUAUAAUUCUUUUUUUCCGUUUCACCCCUCAAGUUAAUUGUAAAAAAAACUAGAGUUUCGGAAAAAUGUUCUCUAGAGUCAUGGUGAUUGUGGUGUCGCAUUAUCCGUGUCAAGAAAAUUGUUGGCGAAUGAGCAAUCAGGUCGUUAUAUAGUCACUCUUGUGACGGGAUUUCCUUUUUCUUUUGUAAUUAUCUGAUGGAAUGUUGUAUUAUUUUAAAAAAAUGAAAACCUCAAAUACAGAUACAAUAACAGUU